Molecule: messenger RNA, 526 nt
Organism: Candidula unifasciata
Lineage: Eukaryota; Metazoa; Mollusca; Gastropoda; Stylommatophora; Geomitridae
Source: the annotation of a GenBank genome assembly
AUGGCGGGUGUCCGGCCCAAGCAAAGAUCCACAUCGCUGAAGAAGCCCUCACAGAGGAUCCUGGAGAACACCGAGCUGGAGACCAUGAGGCCGAGGACCACCUCGCUUCCCACACGGAGUGAGAUUGUUCGUCCCGGCAGGAGAUAUUUGUCUCCGAUCUCCGACCACGAGUCCAGCCUCCAACCCCUCAGAUCAUUCAUCAAGACACCAAAGGGCCUCAUCAACCGCGGGGACUCCAUGAGGUCCAGGAGCAACAGCAGCGUCAUCUCCAGCUGCAGCGGGAGCAUGAGCGAACUGACGCCACAGUCCAGGUCACGCACAUCCAGUUCUGUGUCUUACGGCAGCGUCUGCAGCCAUAGUCCUGGCCCCCCUGGAUCUCCAGUCCACUCCAUCUCCCCCGUGUGCCAUACGGACCCACCCUACAGGGUCACGGUCUUGGGAAGCAGCGGGGUGGGUAGACGAUCCCUCACCCACCAGUUCACAACCUCCCAGUAUCUGGGAGGUAUGGAUUCGCCUUUUUCUCAAG